Molecule: messenger RNA, 4878 nt
Organism: Oreochromis niloticus (Nile tilapia)
Lineage: Eukaryota; Metazoa; Chordata; Actinopteri; Cichliformes; Cichlidae
Product: NACHT, LRR and PYD domains-containing protein 12-like
Exons: 21
Coding region: 116-4747 (1543 amino acids)
Molecular function (GO): protein binding
Source: RefSeq, a predicted model, not a curated record
CCUCUGUGUUUAGGGCGGAGCAGUGAAAGUGAAAGUGUUGAUCCUCCGUUCAGAGCAGCAGGAGGAGAGUGAGAGCUGUGCUGAGGCAGACUAACUCCACCCUGACAUCAAGAAGAUGGAGGAAGAGGACGGAGCAGCAUCUGCAGCAUCCAGCUGUGUGUCUGUGAGGAGUGACGGGGUUACACAAACACCUCCACCUUACAGUCAUGGACCUGCAGCAACAAAGUUCUUCAAUCAUGGAGCUCAGCUGACCAUAGGUCAGAGGUCACAGUCUCCAGCAUCCAGCUGUGUGUCUGUGAGGAGUGACCGGUCCAAAGACAUAGACCCUCCAGACUUCAGUCAUGAACCUGCAGCAACAAAGUUCUUCAAUCAUGGAGCUCAGCUGACCAUAGGUCAGAGGUCACAGUCUCCAGCAUCCAGCUGUGUGUCUGUGAGGAGUGACAGGUCCAAAGACAUAGAACCUCCAGACUUCAGUCAUGAACCUGCAGCAACAAAGUUCUUCAGUCAUGGAGCUCAGCUGACCAUAGGUCAGAGGUCACAGUCUCCAGCAUCCAGCUGUGUGUCUGUGAGGAGUGACCGGUCCAAAGACAUAGACCCUCCAGACUUCAGUCAUGAACCUGCAGCAACAAAGUUCUUCAAUCAUGGAGCUCAGCUGACCAUAGGUCAGAGGUCACAGUCUCCAGCAUCCAGCUGUGUGUCUGUGAGGAGUGACUGGUCCAAAGACAUAGAACCUCCAGACUUCAGUCAUGAACCUGCAGCAACAAAGUUCUUCAGUCAUGGAGCUCAGCUGACCAUAGGUCAGAGGUCACAGUCUCCAGCAUCCAGCUGUGUGUCUGUGAGGAGUGACCGGUCCAAAGACAUAGACCCUCCAGACUUCAGUCAUGAACCUGCAGCAACAAAGUUCUUCAAUCAUGGAGCUCAGCUGACCAUAGGUCAGAGGUCACAGUCUCCAGCAUCCAGCUGUGUGUCUGUGAGGAGUGACUGGUCCAAAGACAUAGAACCUCCAGACUUCAGUCAUGAACCUGCAGCAACAAAGUUCUUCAGUCAUGGAGCUCAGCUGACCAUAGGGAGGAAGAGGAGUGGUGUUUGUGAGGAGGAGCAGCUGUCCUGCUGUGCUUUGUGUCAGGACGUCCUGAAGGAUCCAGUCUCUACCAGCUGUGGACACUGGUUCUGCAGACAGUGCAUCUCCUCAUACUGGGACCAGUCUGCUUCAUCAGGAGACUCGUCCUGUCCCCAGUGUGGAGAAAGAUACAGAAGCAGAGCUGGACUGCAGACAGCCAGUCAGAGCAGCUGUGUACAAACAGAUGUUGGUCUGCAGGAGGUUUUAGAUGAACAUAAGAUCAGUCUGAGGAGGAGAUGUGAAAGUGUGACUGAAGGAAGUGAUGAAACAGGAAGUAGAACCCUCCUCAACAGGAUCUACACUGAGCUCUACAUCACAGAGGGACAGAGUGAAGAGGUUCAUACCCAACAUGAGGUGAGGCAGCUGGAGACAGCUUCCAAGAUGGACGCCCUCCAUGACGCUCCAAUCAGGUGCCAGGACAUCUUUAAAGCCUUACCUGACCAACAGAGACCCAUCAGAGUGGUUCUGACCAACGGCGUGGCUGGUAUUGGAAAAACCUUCUCAGUGCAGAAGUUCACUCUGGACUGGGCAGAGGGCUUGGAGAACCAACAUGUCAGUGUGGUGGUUCUGCUUUCAUUCAGGGAGCUGAACCUGAUCAGAGAUGAGCAGUACAGUCUCCUGGAGCUGCUCCAUGUUUUCCAUCCAACAUUACAGAAGGUCACAGCAGAGAAGCUGGCUGUCUCUCAGCUUUUGUUCAUCUUUGACGGCCUGGAUGAAAGCAGACUUUCAUUGGAUUUCACCAACAGGAAGCUGCUGUCUGAUGUCACACAGAAGUCAUCAGUCAGCCAGCUGCUGACAAACCUCAUCCAGGGGAAUCUGCUUCCCUCGGCUCUCGUCUGGAUAACUUCCCGACCUGCAGCAGCCAAUCAGAUCCCUCCUACAUGUGUUGACAGGCUAACAGAAAUACGAGGCUUCACUGACAGCCAGAAGGAGGAGUACUUCAGGAGGAGAUUCAGUGAUGAAGAGCUGUCCAGCAGAAUCAUCUCCCACAUGAAGACAUCCAGGAGCCUUCACAUCAUGUGUAGAAUCCCAGUCUUCUGCUGGAUCACUGCUACAGUUCUGGAGCACAUGUUGACUACAGAGCAGAGAGGAGAGCUGCCCAAGACCCUGACUGACAUGUACUCACACUUCCUGCUGGUUCAGACAAAGAGGAAGAAGAACAAGUACCAUGAGGGACAUGAGACGAGUCCACAGGAGCUGACGGAGGCUGACAGGGAAGUUCUUCUGAAGCUGGGGAGGCUGGCGUUUGAACAUCUGGAGAAAGGAAACAUCAUGUUCUACCAAGAAGACCUGGAGCAGUGUGGUCUGGAUGUCACAGAGGCCUCGGUGUACUCAGGAGUUUGUACAGAGAUCUUCAAAAGAGAGUGUGUGAUCUUCCACAAACCAGUCUACUGCUUUGUUCAUCUGAGCAUUCAGGAGUUUCUGGCUGCAGUCUACAUGUUCCACUGUCACACCAACAGGAAGACAGAGGUGCUGAAGGACUUCUUGGAAAAUAAUCCAGAUGAUCCUUACUAUUACAUUUCAUUUUCGGAUGAUUUACUGAUGAGAGUCAUGUCUAAAUCCCUCCAGAGUAAAAAUGGUCGUCUGGACCUGUUUGUUCGCUUCCUUCAUGGCCUCUGUCUGGAGUCCAACCAGAGACUCUUAGGAGGUCUGCUGGGUCAGACAGAGAAUAUUCCAGAAACCAUCCAGAGAGUCAUCAAGAGCCUGAAGGAGAUGAACAGUGAUAAAAUCUCUCCUGACAGAAGCAUCAACAUCUUCCACUGUCUGAUGGAGAUGAAUGACCUCUCAGUACAUCAGGAGAUCCAAGAGUUCCUGAAAUCUGAGAACAGAUCAGAGAAGAAACUCUCUGAGAUCCACUGCUCAGCUCUGGCCUUCAUGCUGCAGAUGUCAGAGGAGGUUCUGGAUGAGUUGGACCUGCAGAAGUACAACACAUCAGAGCAGGGACGACACAGACUGAUUCCAGCUGUGAGGAACUGCAGAAAGGCUCGACUGACUCAGUGUGGAUUCUCAGAGACUCACUAUGAAGUUGUGGCCUCAGCUCUGAAGUCCAACCCCUCCCAUCUGACGGAGCUGGACAUGAGUGAGAACAGCCUGCAGAAUCCAGCAGUGAAGCUUCUGUGUGCUGGACUGGAGAGUCCAUACUGUCGACUGGAGACUCUGAGAUUGAGUCGCUGUGGUUUGUCAGAGAUCAGCUGUGAUUAUCUGGCAGCAGCGCUGAAGUCCAACCCCUCCCAUCUGAGAGUGCUGGACCUGAGUAACAACAACAAGCUGCCGGAUUCAGGAGUGAAGCAUCUGUGUGGUUUCCUGGAGAGUCCAGGAUGUGGACUUGAAACUCUGAGAUUGAGUCGCUGUGGUUUGUCAGAGAUCAGCUGUGAUUAUCUGGCAGCAGCGCUGAAGUCCAACCCCUCCCAUCUGAGAGUGCUGGACCUGAGUAACAACAACAAGCUGCCGGAUUCAGGAGUGAAGCAUCUGUGUGGUUUCCUGGAGAGUCCAGGAUGUGGACUUGAAACUCUGAGAUUGAGUCGCUGUGGUUUGUCAGAGAUCAGCUGUGAUUAUCUGGCAGCAGCGCUGAAGUCCAACCCCUCCCAUCUGAGAGUGCUGGACCUGAGUAACAACAACAAGCUGCCGGAUUCAGGAGUGAAGCAUCUGUGUGGUUUCCUGGAGAGUCCAGGAUGUGGACUUGAAACUCUGAGAUUGAAGGACUGUGAUUUGUCAGAGAUCAGCUGUGAUUAUCUGGCAGCAGCACUGAAGUCCAACCCUACAUAUCCCAGUGUACUGGACCUGAGCGUAAACUUCAGCAACUUGUGGGAUUCAGGAGUGAAGCAACUGUGUGUUCUACUGGAGAAUCCACGAUGUCGGUUUCAAACUCUGAGAUUGAUGGACUGUGGUUUGUCAGAGAUCAGCUGUGAUUAUCUGGCAGCAGCACUGAAGUCCAACCCCUCCCAUCUGAGAGAGCUGGACCUGAGUAAUAAGUACUCCUGGUUGUCGACUAAGAACAAGCUGCAGGAUUCAGGAGUGAAGCAUCUGUGUGGUUUCCUGGAGAGUCCAGGAUGUAAACUUGAAACUCUGAGAUUGAAGGACUGUGGUUUGUCAGAGAUCAGCUGUGAUUAUCUGGCAGCAGCACUGAAGUCCAACCCUACAUAUCCCAGUGUACUGGACCUGAGCGUAAACUUCAGCAACCUGCAGGAUUCAGGAGUGAAGCAACUGUGUGUUCUACUGGAGAAUCCACGAUGUCGGUUUCAAACUCUGAGAUUGAAGGACUGUCAUUUGUCAGAGAUCAGCUGUGAUUAUCUGGCAGCAGCACUGAAGUCCAACCCUACAUAUCCCAGUGUACUGGACCUGAGCAUAAACUUCAGCAACUUGUGGGGUUCAGGAGGGAAGCAACUGUGUGUUCUACUGAAGAAUCCACGAUGUCGGUUUCAAACUCUGAGAUUGAAGGACUGUCGUUUGUCAAAGAUCAGCUGUGAUUAUCUGGCAGCAGCACUGAAGUCCAACCCCUCCCAUCUGAGAGAGCUGGAGCUGAGCUGGAACAACCUGAAGGAUCCAGAUGUGAAGCAGCUGUCUGAUCUUCAGCAGAGUCCAGACUACAGACUGGAGACUCUGAGGUGGAAGGGUAAUCUUUGGUAAACAGGACGGUGUGUGUGCUGAGAGAGGAGCAGCUGUGUCCUGAUGAUCCAGAGAGGUUGAAGCAGCAGCAGCUUGUGUGUAGAGAUGCUCUGACUGGGCCAUGUUACUGGGAGGUGGAGAGGAGAGCUUCA